AAGUAAAAAAAGCAGAGUUUCCCUCUCACCGUCUCACAGUCAAACUCAAACCAAACCCCAAGAAAACGACACCGUAUCCGUGAUUCUCCUCUGUCUUUUACAUACCUUGUUCAUCGGCUCUCUCUGUUAAUAUCUGUAUAUAUCCAUAUCCAUUCUGUGGUUUCGGUUCUUUCUAUAUAUAACAAACCAAAUUCUUGCCUUUCACGAGAUGAGAAUUGCUUUUUAGUAUUUUUUUUGCUUUUAUCUUUUCUUUUCAACCCAUUCUUUCUCCUGUCUUGUGUUGAUAUAUAGGGGCUUCACGUCCGAGACUUUUUGCCUGUGAUUCUUAUUUGCUUUGAAUUGAGCGUUUUUUGGUUGUAUUUUCAAUCUGGUUCUCAUUUGCUUCAAAGAAUUUUAGAGAUUUUUUACUCUUGGUUAUGAAAAUAAUAACCAGUUGAAUUUCUUUUUUUUUUAAAAAAGUUGAGUUUGAUGUUCUUAAUCUCUGUUUCUUUUCGAUCAAGGUCACUGCUUACUGGUUUUUACUUCAAAAGCGAAUGUUAGUGCUAUUCUGGUCGUCUGCCCUGACUUUACUCUAAUUUGGUCUACUUUUUAGUCAGGGAUCCAUACUGGAAUAGUUUGAGCUUCAAAAGAUCUUGCCUUUUUUCUUUUUGAUCUUCAUUGACUUAAAUUCGCUGAAAAAAUGAGGGUAUUUGCUCUCUUAGUUUUAGUUUUUCUAUUUUUGCUGUGUGGUUUUGGUACGAGUAAAGAGUGUACAAACAUUCCUACUCAGCUUUCAUCUCAUACAUUAAGGUAUGAGCUCUUAUCAUCACAUAAUGAAUCAUGGAAGGAAGAAAUGUUUGCAAACUACCAUUUAAUACCAACUGAUGAUUCAGCUUGGUCUAAUUUGCUGCCAAGGAAGAUAUUGAAAGAAGAAGAUGAAUAUGGUUGGUCAGUGAUGUAUAGAAAAAUGAAAAAUCCUCUUAUAUCAUCUGGAAGUUUUCUCAAGGAAGUGUCUUUGCAUAAUGUGAGAUUGGAUUCGAGUUCCAUCCAUUGGCGAGCCCAACAAACAAAUUUAGAGUACUUGUUGAUGUUGGACGUGGAUAGGCUGGUCUGGAGUUUUAGGAAGACUGCUGGUUUAGCUACGCCUAGCAAACCAUAUGGCGGCUGGGAGGCUGCGGACUGUGAGCUUCGAGGUCACUUUGUAGGUCACUACUUGAGUGCAUCAGCAUAUAUGUGGGCUAGUACUCAUAAUGAUACUAUCAAAGAGAAAAUGUCAGCAGUAGUAUCUGCUCUAUUUGCCUGUCAGCAGAAAUUAGGCACUGGUUACCUUUCUGCUUUUCCAUCUGAGCAGUUUGAUCGUUUUGAAGCUAUAAAACCUGUCUGGGCUCCAUAUUAUACUAUUCAUAAGAUCUUGGCAGGUCUCUUGGAACAGUAUACAAUUGCAGAUAAUAUUCAAGCUUUGGACAUGGUAAAAUGGAUGGUUGAUUACUUUUACAACCGUGUGCAGAAUGUUGUGACCGAACACAGCAUUGAAAGACAUUUUCUGUCACUCAAUGAAGAAACUGGGGGUAUGAAUGAUGUCCUUUACAAGUUAUUUAGCAUAACAGGAGAUCAAAAGCAUUUAAUACUAGCUCACCUUUUUGAUAAACCAUGCUUCCUUGGGUUACUCGCAGUACAGGCUGAUGACAUAGCUGGUUUCCAUGCCAAUACACAUAUCCCUAUUGUUAUUGGAUCUCAAAUGCGAUAUGAAGUCACCGGUGAUAAACUUUAUAAGGAAAUGGCGAGAUUCUUCAUGGACACUGUUAACUCUUCUCACAGCUAUGCAACUGGAGGGACGUCUGUCAGCGAGUUCUGGUCAAACCCAAAGCGCUUAGCUACCACAUUAUCAACGGAGAAUGAAGAGUCAUGCACAACUUAUAAUAUGCUCAAGGUCUCUCGUCACCUAUUUAGAUGGACCAAAGAAACGGCAUAUGCAGAUUAUUAUGAGCGAGCCCUGACAAACGGCGUGCUAGGCAUCCAAAGGGGAACAGAACCUGGGGUGAUGAUUUACAUGCUGCCACAAAGUCCUGGUAGUUCCAAGGCCAUGAGUUACCAUGGAUGGGGAACACAGUUCGACUCUUUCUGGUGCUGCUAUGGGACAGGAAUUGAAUCAUUUUCAAAGCUGGGAGAUUCCAUAUAUUUUGAACAGGAAGGAGAAGUACCUGGUCUUUAUGUCAUCCAGUAUAUAUCAAGCUCUUUUGAUUGGAAAUUGGGACAGAUUGUGAUUAAUCAGAAAAUUGAUCCUGUUGUUUCCUGGGAUCAUAAUCUUCGAGUGUCACUUACCUUUUCUUCAAACACGGUAAUACUUCAAGAUGAUCAAACGGCGAGCCUACCGGGAUUCUUCCACAGAGAUGGUUGUGACUCAGAUCCAAGUGUCCGAUAUACGACGCUUCUGAUAAAGAUUUCGGUAUCGGCCCCCGGAAAUUGUUAUGCGAUAAAUCAAGUACAUUUGAUUAAAUAUUCAGACGACCGGUCUGAGUAUGCUUCUAUUCAGGCAAUACUUUAUGGUCCUUACCUGCUUGCUGGUCAUAGCAGUGGUGAUUGGGACAUCCGAUCUAGAUCAGUCAACUCUCUUUCGGACUGGAUAACUCCAAUUCCUGCCACUUAUAAUAAUCACCUAGUAUCUUUUUCCCAAGAAUAUGGAAAUUCAGUUUUUGUCUUGACAAACUCGAAUCAAUCAAUUACAAUGGAAAAGUUCCCUGAAUCUGGCAGUAGUAAAUCUGUUCAUGCCACUUUUAGAGUUGUCUUGAAUGAAUCUUCUUCCCCAAAACCAUCAUCAGUUAAAGAUGCUACUGGAAAAUAUGUCAUGCUAGAACCGUUUAGUCUAUCAGGAAUGUUUUUAGUACAGCAAGGAAAAGAUGUCAACCUUGCAGUUGCAAGUUCUGAUGGUACCGAUGGAUCAUCCUUGUUCCGCUUAGUUUCUGGAUUGGAUGGAAAGGAAGGAACAAUAUCAAUGGAGUCAGCAAGCCAAGAGGAUUGCUUUGUGUUUAGCGGUGUGGAUUAUAAGUCAGGAACAAGCCUGAAGCUUAGCUGCAAGUCAGAAUCAUCAGACGCUAAAUUUAAUGCGGGAGCCAGCUUUGUAAUGAACAACGGAAUAAGCGAGUAUCAUCCGAUCAUUUUCGUAGCAAAGGGAGCAAAUCGGAAUUAUCUUCUGGCUCCAUUACUGAGCUUCAGAGAUGAAUAUUAUACUGUUUAUUUUAACAUUCAAGCUUAACCAUUUUGGGAAGAGGACACAGAAAGCCAAUUCAUAUCCUAAUAGGGCAAUAAAGUGCUUCAUUUAUUUUCUUGUCCCCAUAGGAGUACAUUCAUUAUCCCAUUCUGAUGGGUUGAAGCAGAUAUAAAAAUUAGUGUCUGUUCAGAUUCGCGCCAAGAGUAAAUUAGGGAAAGCAAGUCAGGCUGGUUUGUUUUUUUUUGUUUUUAAGUUUUAUAUCUAUGCCUCUGAUUCUUCAAAUCUUCAUCACUGACAAGCUAUGCAUGAAGAGGGUAAUUCUUAGUAUUUUAUAGGUAUGUCAGAAGGAAUUGUCAGCUUUAGAAAUCUGAAAAUAUUGGUGGAGGAAUUUU
Messenger RNA from Jatropha curcas, 3579 nucleotides. NCBI's taxonomy places the organism in Eukaryota, Viridiplantae, Streptophyta, Magnoliopsida, Malpighiales, Euphorbiaceae. The record is from RefSeq and is a predicted model, not a curated record.